AGCUGCUCUCUUCAGCAUCUCUGAAGGGAGAUGGAGCACAGACUUUUUGUCGCUUGGCAAGCUUUGAAAGAACGUAAGCAGCAUAUGUGCCAGCACAGCCUGAACCAGACGGAACACUAAGAAAGGGAAGGGUACUUCUAGCAGAGCAUGCUGGCUUAUGGCUUCAAGCAGGAAAGAGGAGAAGUGAACAGCAAAGGAGAAGAGUUUCUUCUUGACCAAAGUUGCCUUUUGGUAAAAAAAAAAAAAUCCACCAAAGAUGUUAGAGGAGUAUUCUGCCUAAGUAUUGCUUCUAUGAAAUUGCCUUUCAGAUUUGAGAGAAGAAACGCCGGACAUCAAGUACAGUUGCUUGAAAGUUAAUAUGAAGAACACAUGAUGAAUUGCAUGCUUUUAUUAACUCGUCUUUGCAUCUCUAAAGCAGAGGUAAAGUUUUCUUUCAGUUUGUGGUUGGAGAACAUUUUCAUUUCCAGGACUAUACUAAGGCCUUUUAGAUGCAAUUUGUGUUUCUCUUGUGUUUUAGCGCUCCACGAGAUGCAGCAUGAGAUGGUUUCAAUCAAAGCCUAACUGACUAGAUAAUAUUUUUUGGCUGAGGCUUUCAGUUGUUCAUGCCUUUUCAGCCUGAACACCAACGCUCACGAUGAAGACCUACAAUUAAGCUAGAUUGCUCAUUUUAUGGGGAAAAAACGACUGCAUGAAAGAUGGUGAAGUCUGACUGAACAGGUUGGAUUGUGAGUAAUUUAAACAUUUGAAGCGAAGGAAUGAUUUGCGGUGUCUGUGUGCUGGAAACACUUACGGCUGCCAGUGUUGUUUUGAGGAUUCAUGUGGGCUGGUUAAUGCUCCUGGAGGAUUCAGAGGCAUUCUUAUGGAUCUGAGGGGUGAAUAUCUACCCCUUCAGGGUGAGACAACUACUGCUGACAGCAUCUCUGCCACCCUACCUUCCCCCAGCCCAGGGGCGAAGCAGGGUCUUGCAACCGGCUUUAAGAAGGUGCUUCGGACGGAGGAGGACAGUCCAAGCCCGUUUCCAGGGCUACUGCCUGGCGUCCUGGAGAUGAGGGUCAAAGAAGGUAGCAAGAUUCGCAACCUGAUGGGUUUCGCCAUGGCCCGGAUGCAAAGUGAUCCCGGAGACAGCGGUCAGGCUGGACUAAGACAGGUGGUGUUCACAGGGUCAGGCCGAGCAGUCACCAAAACCAUCACCUGCGCCGAGAUCAUGAAGAGGAAAGUGGGCGGACUGCACCAGCUGACAAAACUGCGGUACAAAGGCGUGCAGGAGGUGUGGGAGAGUCAGGAAGGAGGUGAUGCAGAGAUGACUAUCCACAGGACUGUGCCGUCCAUCAGUAUCCUGUUGUCCAAGGAUCCACUGGACCCUCUGGAGCCGGGAUACCAGCCCCCAGAGACCCAGACCGCUCUCUGGGAGGAGAGAGAAGGUGCUGAUGUACCACAGCCAGCAGCGAAAAGAUCAUUUGACCAGACUGUUAGCGAGCCACAAUCAAAAAGAUUCUGUCCUCAAGAUCUACAAGGCUUUCCAGGAAGUUCAAAGCGUGUGGCCCACAAACUGCUUUUUUGCCAGAUUAGACUUCCCUGCAGUGUGUUGAGAUAGGACAUCCAUCAUUUCAGGACAAAGAUGACAGAAUGUCUGCGGGGCGUCUCAUCUGAGUUAAGUUCUUGAGCCAUGACUGAGUUUAUAAUACAUUUUUUUUUUUUUUUGCGUUCAUGUGUAACCUGAGGAUGUUUCUGCUGAUCAUAAUGAAAAUCUCUAAAGCCUGAAGACCACUUAAUGCAUUUAAUUUAUCAAAGUGUUUCUGACAUCCCUGUAAUAGGUUUGUACGACACAUCACAGUGCAGUCCAAUUUUGAGAAUGUACCCCCAAUCUCUUCGUGGUGUUGCACAUGGCUGUGAACAAUAGGGAUGAAUUCUUUAGAAACCUUCCAAAUGGUAUUCCAGUGAUCUUCACUGCUUCUGUUGUCUGCAGCAGACAUAUAAUUAACCUUCCUGUCCAACUCAGCAAAUGAAUCAAAGCGCUGCGCUGAACCCGAGGUUGUGAGGAGGAAGUGAUUGGAGUGGCCGCUGACUGCAAAUGGAACAAACCAGCCGAAUGCUGUAGACAAACAAGAGGUUAUUGUGAGUGCUUUUAUCACUGCCUUAACAGCUUUCACCCCAAACACAGUGCUGUCUUUAUAGGCCUGCUUCUAUAUCUCACUCACAUAUACGUAUACACAUGGAGGUGCUCACGGAUUUUGACAUCAGCUGAAUCCUGAGCUAUCCAAUAGAGACUUAGUUAAACUGAAGAAAAGGGCUGAGGACAAUGACAAAGGAAUUAGAAAGGAGACAGAUGCUGCAUCAUUCUCUUCGCACAAUACUGCAGUUGCAAAAAGGCAUCUUUUGUGCUAUACAGUCUGCUACCAAUGUCCCUUUCAAAACACAUAACUGAUCCUUUUAUCUGUUGGUUAAAUGGGCCUCUCCACUCCUUCACUGUGAUAUGAAUUGGUUUAUAUGUAUUUAUAAAACUGUCCUUGGUCAUUCACCCAAUUAUUUAUGUCAACUACCACAGCAAGUGUCUGAUAAACUGUAAUUGACAGUUUGUCAGCCUAAAAAACAUCUUUCAUGUAGUAACACGCAGUUUAACUAGUUUUAUUCAACUCAAAUAAAUACUUUGAAUGAAAUGAUGCAAAGGGAAAUUUUAGGCUACAUGAACAAAAUCAUCAUUUUCAUCAACUCAAAUCUCAGAAAGGUUUUUAAUCAACUUCUGCCCUGUUCUAUUUUUACAGUGUCCACAGUGCACAUGGCCUUUAUUCUGAGACAGCAACAUCAGGAACAUCAUCAGGAGGCUAGAGCCUACGUACAGUAAUACGAACGUAAACCUGCCUAAACAGUUUGCCGCUGCACCCACUUUGCAUAUUGAUAUGUCAUGCUUUAUAUGUCAACAUUUAAAUGCAAGAACAAAUAUUAAUAGAAAUACAAAUGUUAUACAUUUUCAGUGUAAUGUUUCAGUUUUGUUACGUAUUACAGUAGUUAUAUAUUUUAGCAAAACUCCCAGCAAUGAUAAAUAUGAUACAUAUUUAGAAGAAAAAGGAAGACCUAUUAAUUACAGUAAUAGCAACAAAUGAACAUAGAACUAUAGAGAAUCAUUGAAGAAUAUUCCAGGGCAGGUUAGUCCUUCUUUCUUUUACUAAACAGUAAUCAAUUUUUGGUUUAAUUAGAGUUUUAAUUAGAGCUAUACAAUAACUCAUAACCAACAGCUCUUUUACAUCUCAGCUAUAUGCUUUUUUAACAACAAUCCUGAAAUUAUCUCUAAUAAUUUCAAAAAGUGGAGAGGAUAAGACUUAAAGCCACUGCCAAAGCAUGCAAAGAAACAGAUGGACUACAGUCUGUAACUGUUGAACUACAAGGUGUACAUGUAUUGUAACUAGAGCUGAUACAGUAAACAAAAAGUGUAUGUCUGUUGUUUGGGGUGAGUAACAGAGAGUAUGUUGAGGGAACAGAAUAUCGUAGAAUAUCUUGCUGUAGAAAGGGAGAAAAGUCAAAUUAGGGUGUCAAAUUGGGCAGUUAUUGCUUAAAAAUCAAAAAGAAUAUGUAUAGAAUAAAUUAUUUCUGUGGUAAGACAUACAUUAGUAUGCAAAACUUUUGCCACCCCUAGUCAAAUGAUGUUUUGAUUUUCUAAGUGAAACUAGACUGUCCUCUACAGAGAACAUACUUUUUAAAAUACAAUUAAUGAGUAUUUGCUAAAAUAACAUAAAUUGUGGCCUGUGUGAAAGUUAUGGAAUAUUUUAUAUUUUAUUGUCUUUCCAACAUAUUAAACCUAAACGAAGAGAAAUUGUGCCCUACAAUUUGCCAUGUUUAUGUGUGGUCUCCGUGGUUUCACUUAGAAAAUCAACACAGGGGGUGCCCAAACUUUUGCAUGCAGCUGUACAUCUGCAGGGCUGGAAAUGUAUUAUUGAAAGGGAACUGUCUUUUACAUGUUGAGAUAGCUGACUGGAAAAGAGUACCGACUUCUAGUAUCCACACAGAGAUGCUCUAAUGAAGUGUGAAAGAGUGUGUCUGUGAGGCUCUGGUGGAAAGUCUGGAAGAAGAAGGAGAAGAAGAAGCAAAAGAAGAAGAAGAAGCAGUAAUAGUGUUUAAUAUUCUGGAAUACCUGUGAACUGUCCCUUUGUAUUUAAUGUUGGCACAGCCAACCUUUCCAUAGCCCUUACUCAGUUGAAAAUAAAUUCAUUUGACCCUCUGA
Messenger RNA from Pygocentrus nattereri (red-bellied piranha), 4216 nucleotides. Its product is annotated as ribonuclease P protein subunit p25-like protein. The record is from RefSeq and is a predicted model, not a curated record. Bases 860 to 1594 code for a protein of 244 amino acids. NCBI's taxonomy places the organism in Eukaryota, Metazoa, Chordata, Actinopteri, Characiformes, Serrasalmidae. Gene Ontology annotation, molecular function: RNA binding. Gene Ontology annotation, biological process: tRNA 5'-leader removal. The transcript is spliced from 2 exons. Gene Ontology annotation, cellular component: ribonuclease MRP complex.